Spodoptera exigua (beet armyworm) is the source of this 594-nucleotide messenger RNA. NCBI's taxonomy places the organism in Eukaryota, Metazoa, Arthropoda, Insecta, Lepidoptera, Noctuidae. The record is from the annotation of a GenBank genome assembly.
AUGUACAAGGUUCUUUUACUCGCCGCAGUGGUUGCAACGGUCGUUGCACGGCCACAACACGGUCACGACCAACACCACGGUCACGGUCACGCCAUCUCCUCACAGAGCAUCGUACUGCACCACACUCACGAGACCCAACGCCCUGUUCACAACGAGGAGCACCAUGAAGAGCACCACGAGGAACAAGGCAACAAACACGAACAGAGUCACCAAGAUGACCAUCACCACGAGCAGUACCACCACGAGGAACAGCAUCACGGAGAGCAACACCACUUAGAACAGCACGGCCAUGCCUCCUCCUCACAGAACAUCAAGCAGCACCACGGACAUGGCACUGAGAAGCACGUCGUGUACUAUUCUCCUCCCAAGUAUGAGUUUGCCUAUGAAGUGGAGGACCCUCACACCGGCGACAAGAAAUCCCAGCAUGAGUCUCGUGAUGGAGACGUCGUGAAGGGUGUGUACAGUUUGCAUCAGCCCGAUGGUACUAUUAGGAUCGUGGAGUACCAUGCUGACAAGAAGACUGGAUUCAACGCCAACGUCAAGUUUGUGGGUCACGCCAAGCACAUCGUUCCUGAACACCACCACCACCAUUGA